AAAGACAUCAAAUCCCUUAAGCACCCACCAGCUCUGCGCCCACUAGAGGGCGCAUGCGCAGAACGGGGGCGGACGGGCAGCCAUCCAGGGAUCGUAGGUAUCUGAACAGGGGGUAACUGUCUCGGAAAGGCCUGGCUCCGUCGCCAGGUGAGGAGAUCCCUGAUAGCAGCUAUAUAGGACUAGCCUCACCAAAGACAAACACGAGAAGCUGUUUGGUCUCCCGCGCGUUUCCGUUUCAAAAUUGAACUUCCGGUUCGUUAGCCGGUUCCGGUCCGUCUUUCACUUCCGGUCACCCUCUGUUCCGCCGCGGCCGGUUCUUGCGUCCACUGCUGCCGGUUCCGCCGCGCUCCAGUUUUUGAAUCCCUAUGAUGAAGACAAUAGUUGUUCAGGAUUGUGAAGAUUAAGAAUCUUUUUCUGAGUAAAAGCUGCUUGAUCGUAUGUUUCAAGGAUGGCUCUCCCUAUCAUUGUAAAAUGGGGUGGACAGGAAUAUUCAGUGACCACACUUUCAGAAGAUGAUACUGUGCUAGAUCUCAAGCAAUUUCUUAAGACCCUUACAGGAGUGCUACCAGAACGCCAAAAGUUACUUGGACUCAAAGUUAAAGGCAAACCUGCAGAAAAUGAUGUUAAGCUUGGAGCUCUCAAACUGAAACCAAAUACUAAAAUCAUGAUGAUGGGAACUCGUGAGGAGAGCUUGGAAGAUGUCUUAGGUCCACCUCCAGACAAUGAUGAUGUUGUCAACGACUUUGAUAUUGAAGAUGAAGUAGUUGAAGUAGAAAAUAGGGAAGAAAACCUAUUGAAAAUUUCCCGCAGAGUGAAGGAGUACAAAGUGGAGAUUUUGAAUCCUCCCAGGGAAGGGAAAAAGCUUUUGGUACUAGAUGUUGAUUAUACGUUAUUUGACCAUAGGUCUUGUGCAGAGACUGGAGUAGAAUUAAUGCGGCCAUAUCUUCACGAAUUCCUCACAUCUGCAUAUGAGGAUUAUGACAUUGUUAUUUGGUCUGCAACAAAUAUGAAGUGGAUUGAAGCUAAAAUGAAAGAGCUGGGAGUGAGCACAAAUGCAAAUUAUAAGAUUACCUUCAUGUUGGACAGUGCUGCUAUGAUAACAGUACAUACUCCAAGGAGAGGAUUAAUAGAUGUAAAGCCUCUUGGUGUUAUAUGGGGAAAGUUUUCGGAGUUUUACAGCAAAAAAAACACCAUUAUGUUUGAUGACAUUGGAAGAAAUUUUCUAAUGAACCCACAGAAUGGAUUAAAGAUAAGGCCUUUUAUGAAAGCGCACCUAAAUCGAGAUAAAGACAAGGAACUUUUAAAAUUAACUCAGUACCUCAAGGAAAUAGCAAAAUUAGAUGACUUUUUGGACCUAAAUCACAAAUAUUGGGAAAGGUAUCUGUCAAAGAAGCAAGGACAGUAGUUACCAGUUACAUGAGCAGUUACCGAGGAUACUUGAGAUCACGAACUUCUUGCUUUUCUGCUAGAAAUCAUUAUGAUAGUGCUGGACACUGCAGCGAAUAUCAGACUGCUUAUACUUGGUCUUCCAGUUUUUUUGUAAAUUUAAUUUUAUAUUUUUUGAAGAUCAUAGCAAUACGCUUAAAAAAUCCUUUUCCCCCUAUAUGAAUAUACUGUUACUCUUGAAAAAUAUUUUCUCCAGCAUUGAGUACUGAGUUUUUUUCCCCCCACACACAAAAAAGUGGACAAAAAUAUAUACUCAACAGUGUCAUUUUGUGGCUUUGGAAACAAGUUAUGUUUUGCGUUUUUGUCUCAUUGUGCUGUUGUCUAACUAAGUCUAAGGCCAAACCCAUGUUGAAGCUACUGCUUUUCCCUUUAAAACCAAAAAAAAAAAAAAAAGUUUUUGCGUAAGGAACCUAGUUUGGUAUGCUUAAAAUCACUGAGAGUUUUUUUUUAUUCCUUUGUUGUAGACACGAUUUCUCUUCUUACUGUGCACUAUUUACAUCUCUACACUUUGAUCUGUCUCAGUUUGGUCUAUAUGUAUGUCUGUGUUCUUUGAGUAAAACUGGAAAACAUCAGCUGUGAUACAAGUAUGUCUCAUAGUAUGAGAAAUAGAAAACAUAAGACUGAAGAAUAAAACUAAGGAACAAAAGUGUCUUUUUGGUGGCUAAGUAGAAGCACUUCUGCCUAAAACCAUUGUCAUAAAAGCAAUUAAAGGCAAUACGUUUUUAAGUGGGACGUAUCACUGGUUCAGCCCUAAAAAGCAUGAACAAAAAGUUUUUGUUCUGUUCCAGCUGUAUAUUGUCUAAGUGCAAACACUGUGUUUCAGUGAAAAUAUUUAGCCAUAAGAUUAAAAAAAAAAUUAUUUGCAAUGCCUAAGCCCGCAGAUAUGUAAUGUGACCACUGUUUGUGUUGACAGUAUUGCUUUAUACAGAUCUUGUAUUUGAAAGGAAUCCAGUCCUUUCAAAUAAACAUGGUGUAUAUUGUUCUUACGGGACUAUUUCAGUGGUGUAAAUAAUAAAUACUUUUUCUUAAAACAUUGGUUUUGGUCUGUACUACCCCAAAUAUUUUGCCUCUUUGUGGAAUCACAAAACGAAACAACCAUUAGGUUCAGGCAACGGCCUCUUGAAAAACACUAAACAUGUAUGGUUUAAAAGUGUGUAUAUCACUAUUGCAUUCAGAAUUGGUUUUAGCAGCUAAUUAGAUAUGUUAAAUCACUUAAUUCUACAAAGUACCAUGUUUUCAGGAAGAUAAGCUGUUUUCUUUGUGACAGGUUAUUAUAAAGAUAUAUGGUGUGGAAGUGUUAGAGAACUCUUAAAUAAUUAAAAUGAUUCAAUUAAAAACAUCUUUCUAAAUUAUGAGGCUAAAUUUAAAUAAGGAUGGAGUAGCAGUUUUUGGAAUAUUCAUUUCACUGGGGCAUUUUCCCCUUGUAAGAGGUGGUUUAUUGUUCCAAAGUAGGCAUGGAAAGGGCUUAAUCUUUUUAAGAAAACUGAACACUUAAAACUGUUUAGUUCAAUAAAGAAGAGACA
This is a messenger RNA of Panthera uncia (snow leopard), 2969 nucleotides long. RefSeq names its product ubiquitin like domain containing CTD phosphatase 1 (gene UBLCP1). Gene Ontology annotation, biological process: protein dephosphorylation. Gene Ontology annotation, molecular function: protein binding; protein serine/threonine phosphatase activity. Gene Ontology annotation, cellular component: nucleus. Lineage: Eukaryota; Metazoa; Chordata; Mammalia; Carnivora; Felidae. The record is from RefSeq and is a predicted model, not a curated record. The coding region runs from base 449 to 1405 and encodes 318 amino acids. The transcript has 12 exons.